AUGGAAACGCCCACCUCCAGCCGCGCGCCUUCCGAUGCGCUGCCCGUCGAGAAUGGCCAGGCUGGUCUUGCCGCCCGUCGCACCUCGCUCGGUUUCCUUCGUCGUUCUAAAUCCACCGAGCCGCUCGGUGAACGCAAGCCUUCCGGUAGCCGCAAGAAGAUGUCCAAGAGUCAAGCCAUGGAAGAGGAACUCCGCCGUCAGCGUGAAUCUUACGCCCCCAAGAUCGCCCCCCGUUUGCCUGAUCUCUCACCCACCCCCCAACUCGAGACCUUCGGUGGUGAAGAACGCGACACUCUCGCCCCCGAACCCGCCAUGCCUCGUCCCCAUUCUGGAAUUCCCCCUGCAUCCAUGAGCUCGCCGACUGAUGCGGUCGACCCGUAUGCUCGUACCGAGAGCAUGACCCAUCGUGGUCGCUACAGCUAUGCCAGCAGUGCUAUUAGCACUGUCAACAGCCCCCGUCGCAUUCGUCGUCGGAAGGAUCCUACUCCCUACAAUGUGCUGGUGGUUGGCGCCCGCAACUCCGGCAAGACCUCUUUCCUCAACUUUCUGCGCAAGGCCCUGACCAUGCCCCCGCAUAAACACCCUUCGCGUAGCCCCGAGGAGCUGGAAGAGUUGGAACGCCAGACCUCUGCCUACGAAGGAUUCACCUCGCAAUACUUGGAGACCGAGAUUGAUGGAGAGCGCGUUGGCCUGACUCUUUGGGAUUCUACGGGUCUCGAGCGCAACAUUGUGGACCUGCAGAUGCGUGCCGUGACUGGCUUCCUGGAGAGCAAGUUUGAGGAAACCCUCGCCGAGGAGAUGAAGGUCGUGCGCUCUCCUGGUGCCCGCGACACCCACAUCCACUGCACCUUCCUGCUGCUGGACCCCGUUCACCUGGAUGAGAACAUUGCCGCUGCCGAGCGCAUCGCCAAUGGAACUGCCAAAGCGACUGAUGUCCCCGUGGUCGGUGUCCUGGACCAGAACCUCGACCUGCAGGUGCUGCGCACCAUCCUGGGCAAGACCACCAUCGUCCCCGUCAUCAGCAAGGCGGAUACCAUCACCUCUGCACACAUGGGAUACCUUCGCAAGGCCGUGUGGAACAGCUUGAAGCAGGCCAACAUCGACCCUCUGGAGAUUUUGACAUUGGAGGACCAAGAGGAGUAUACUUCAUCGGAGAGCGCAGACGAGGAGGAAUCUGUGCAAGGAGAGACCCCCGAGACUCCCACCGAGCCCACCGAAGAAGUCAGCGAAUCCAAGGACGAACAGACGGACGAGAAGAACGGCCAGGAUCAGCCACCACAGCCCACCCCCGAAUCGCCCUCGCAGCGCAGUCAGAACUCCCUCAGCGCCUCACCCGCCAACCCGCACGUUCCCUUCUCCAUCCUUUCCCCAGACCCGCAUUCCUUGGCCUCUGGGGAAGAGCCGGUCGGCCGUCGAUUCCCCUGGGGUUUCGCCGACCCUUACGAUCCCGAGCACUGUGACUUUGUGCGUCUGAAGGACUCCGUGUUUAGCGAAUGGCGGGCCGAGUUGCGUGAGGCCAGCCGUGUGAUCUGGUAUGAGCGCUGGAGAACUAACCGCCUCAACCGGAAUGGUCAGCCCACACCGCUGCCAUCGAAGAAGUCAUACGCAGGUCGCAUGGGACCGAUUCACGACGGUCGCCGCACGAGAUAA
Messenger RNA from Penicillium subrubescens, 1650 nucleotides. It is a transcript of the gene aspE, whose product is annotated as septin. The transcript has 2 exons. Bases 1 to 1650 code for a protein of 549 amino acids. NCBI's taxonomy places the organism in Eukaryota, Fungi, Ascomycota, Eurotiomycetes, Eurotiales, Aspergillaceae. Gene Ontology annotation, biological process: cytoskeleton-dependent cytokinesis. Gene Ontology annotation, molecular function: molecular adaptor activity; GTP binding; GTPase activity. Gene Ontology annotation, cellular component: microtubule cytoskeleton; septin complex; cell division site. The record is from RefSeq and is a predicted model, not a curated record.